Molecule: messenger RNA, 1701 nt
Organism: Lactuca saligna
Lineage: Eukaryota; Viridiplantae; Streptophyta; Magnoliopsida; Asterales; Asteraceae
Source: the annotation of a GenBank genome assembly
AUGCUGGUUCAAGAAGGGUUUCCCGCCCUCGCUCUAAAACACCCUAGAACUGCUAGAUCUUUGCAACAAUUCCUCUUCAGUAAUCUCCAAAACACCAACACCAUUAGAAAAACCACCCAAAUCCACGCCCAGAUAAUCACCAACGCCUAUACCCAAAGAAAUUUCAUCAUUGUUAAGUUGCUCCAAUCGUAUCUAUCUUCAGGUUAUCUUCAUCAUGCCCGCCAAACUUUUGAACAAAUCAACAACCCUAGCACUACCUCCUGGAAUCAAAUCAUUAGAGGGUAUGCCGGGACUGAUGCCCCUCGUAAAUCAGUCCAUAUUUUUGAUGAAAUGCUGGCAUCAGGAGCAAUGCCAGACGAGUACACUUACUCGUAUGUGAUCAAUGCGUGUGCCCGGGGUAAACUGCUACGAUUGGGAGAGAAGCUUCACGGGAAGGUCUUAGCAGGUGGGUUUUGUUCAAAUCUGUUCGUGCAAACUAAUUUAGUGAAUCUUUAUGCGGUAGCCGGAGAGGGAGACUCUAGUGGAGUGAAGAAUGCACGUAAGGUGUUUGAUGAAAUGGGUGAGAGAAACGUGGUAACCUGGAAUACACUGCUUGCUGGAUAUGUUAAGUGUCGUGACAUUGAUGGUGCAUGUACAGUAUUCGAUAAAAUGCCCGAGAAGAAUAUCGUUUCAUGGACAACAUUAAUUUCAGGAUCUGCACAUAACGGGAGGUGUAAGGAAGCACUAUCUUUGUUACGUGAAAUGCUACAAGCUCAUAUGGAAUUAGAUCAGGUGACUUUAGUCUCUGCUUUAUCUGCUUGUGCAGAAAUCGGUGAUUUGAAAAUGGGGAGAUGGAUCCAUUCUUACAUUGACAGAAGUUGGCACAUCAAGAACAAACAACGCACAGUUCGUUUGAAUAAUUCACUCUUACAUAUGUAUGCUGGUUGUGGUGUUAUUGAUGAUGCAUACAAACUAUUCGCUCAAAUGCCAACAAGAACUACUGUCUCAUGGACAACAAUGAUCUCAGGUUUUGCAAAACAAGGCCAUGGCAAAGACGCGUUAAGUAUCUUCCAAUGGAUGCAAGACUCUCAAGACACAAAAGAUGAUCAUGAUCAUAGUUCACAACCUGAUGCCAUAACCAUGCUAGCUGUCUUACACGCUUGCAGCCAUUCAGGUUUUGUUGAAGAAGGUCGUUAUAUCUUCAAAAACAUGAAACCCAUUUGGGGAAUUGAGCCAAAAAUCGAGCAUUAUGGUUGCAUGGUUGAUCUGUUAAGUCGUGCUGGAUUUUUAGAUGAAGCACAUAAGCUUGUGGAAUCCAUGCCCAUGGAGCCAAAUGAUGCAAUCUGGGGUGCUUUACUUGGUGGUUGUAGAAUUCACAAGAAUGUGGAUCUUGCUUCCAAAAUUGGUGAAAAGAUUGGUGAUUUGAAUCUUGAAGAUGAUAAAGCUGUUGCUUAUUUAGUACUAUUAUCAAAUGUAUAUGCUGGUGCUAAGAGGUGGAAAGAUGUUGCAAAUGUGAGGGAGUAUAUGGUUAAAAUGGCACUUAAGAAGCCUCCUGGAAGAAGUUGGAUACAGAUUGAUGGAUCAGUUCAUGAGUUUUUGGCAGGUGAUAAGCAUGAUGUGUCUUUGAUUUAUGAGAUGCUUCUUUUAGUCACCAUGGAAGCAGGGUUAACUGGAUACAUGCCUGAUGUUUAUGAGUCAGCUCAAUCUUAUAUCACUCAAUAG